AUGACCGCCCUCAUCGCCUCCAUCCCCCAACCUCUCCACCGCCACCUAUCCCCCUCCUCCAGCGCAAAAAUCCGCGUUCUCGACCAACUCCUCGACACCAUGCGCAGCAAAACAGACGAGAAAAUAGUCCUCGUCUCAAACUACACCUCAACCCUCUCCCUCCUCGCAACCCUCCUCACCUCCCUAGGCCUCCCCUACCUCCGCCUCGACGGCAGCACACCAGCCCAGAAACGACAAGGCCUGGUAGACGACUUCAACCGUCUCCCAGCAAGCUCCUGCUUCGCCUUCCUUCUAUCCGCAAAAGCAGGCGGAACGGGUCUCAACCUGAUUGGCGCAAGCCGUCUCAUCCUCUUCGAUGUAGACUGGAACCCGGCAACGGAUAUCCAGGCCAUGGCGCGCAUCCACCGCGACGGCCAGAAACGACCUUGUCGUAUCUACCGUAUUCUGCUUAAGGGCAGUCUCGAGGAGAGGAUCUGGCAGAGACAGGUUACCAAGCUUGGUCUUGCGGAUAGUGUUAUGCAAGAGAAGAGUAGCAGUAACGGUGGGACGCAGUUCUCGGCGGCCGAGCUGAGGGAUUUGUUCAGGCUUGAUGAGGACAGGGCUUGUCAGACUCAUGAGUUGUUGGGUUGUCGCUGUGGUGGACGGGGAGUUCAGGCUGGCUCUGAGGCUUCUUCGUCUGGGGCUGUGACGCCUGCUACUGUCGAUGGUGGGGGUGGAUCUGAGGUUGAUGAUUUAUCGGAUCCGCCUUCUGACCUUGAUGAUUCGGAUGACUCGCUGCCGAAACCUUGUACUCUUGUUAAAGCUUCCGAGGUCGAUAUGGAGAAACAAGAGCAAUCUAUCCGUGACGGCACUUAUCGUGCUAAGAUGGUUGGGAAGGGAAAGAAGGGUACGAAGAAAGAGGGCGAUACUAAGAGUCAAAAAGAUAAGAUGCACCAGUCUUUGGCUCAGUACUCGCACAUUGACCCAACUCUGCUUGCAGCUGAGUCCGAUUCAAAUGUUGGGGUUGGGGUUGAAGAUGAUGAACUUGAAGCUGCCAUUGAUGACGAUGUGCUGGUUUCUAUGCUGAAGGAUGAGUGUAACUUGGUUGGGUAUGUUUUCAAAAAGACUAAUGGGCCGGAAAUAAAGAGUUAG
Messenger RNA from Penicillium mononematosum, 1131 nucleotides. RefSeq names its product C-terminal helicase domain-containing protein. Gene Ontology annotation, molecular function: DNA translocase activity. Bases 1 to 1131 code for a protein of 376 amino acids. Gene Ontology annotation, cellular component: nucleus. The record is from RefSeq and is a predicted model, not a curated record. NCBI's taxonomy places the organism in Eukaryota, Fungi, Ascomycota, Eurotiomycetes, Eurotiales, Aspergillaceae. The transcript has a single exon. Gene Ontology annotation, biological process: double-strand break repair via homologous recombination; reciprocal meiotic recombination.